AUGAGCAUCGGAGGUGUUUCUAGACCAUAUCCUGAGACAAAAGAUGUAGACGACUUAACUCUUGUUUCACUAAUGAAUGAGAAGCCACCUCGUGAAACAGAAGCUAUAUCCAACGCGAAUCUUCUUCCAAUAUUAGAUUUUCAAGACUUAGGAAUCAACAAGAAGAAAGUAAUGUUACUGAUAAUUGUUAGUACUGCACCAGCAAGAUUUGAUAGAAGGCAGGCGAUUCGCGGCACCUGGUGGAAACACUGCACAGGAGAUAUGGUUAGUGGAUGCCGGAAUGCCAUAAACUUCCGUUUAUACCCCCGAUAGUUUCUUAGUUUGAUUUUUGGUGACGUCAUGUGCAAUCUAAGAAUACGCCCAUCUACCCGUAAACAAAAAAAGGCAUCCGAUAAUAAACCCCCCGAAUAUACUAAAGAGCUCCCCCCGGCAUGCUUCCGCUUAUAACCUCUUAUCCACUAGUUAUACGCCCAUCUACCUGUAAAAAAGAAAAUGCUUCCGAUAAAAAGCCCCCGAACAUACUAAAAAGCCUCCUCCCCCAGCGUGCUUACGCUUAUAACCCCUGAUACACUAGUUAUAUGCCUAUCUACCUGCAUAAACAAGAAAAUGCAUCCGAUAAAAAGCCCCCAGGAUAUACUAAGAGCCCUCCCCCCUUCCCCAGAAAAGCCCCACUGACUCUUUCUCUUCGUCAUUCUCGAAAUGAUAUCGGGGUGUUUUCUCAAACAGGUUAAGUGCGUCUUUAUAACCGAUGGCUUCAUCAAAGACUACUUUCAGCGUACGUUGACAGUUUCUGAGAGAAAUACUUACAAGGACAUGGAAUUACAGGCUUUACAAGGAGGCUGGGAGUUUGGACUUCGUUUUCUUAACCAUAUAAGAUGGGCGAUGGCUAAAUUUGACUUUCAGUAUCUUCUUAGAAUUGACGAUGACUAUUUCCUUUGUUUAAAGAGGCUUCUGGAAGAGAUUUCUUUACGGCCAAAAGACAACCUAGUUUGGGGACUUUUUCACUGCGAAGUUGGCAUCACAUGGAUUGAUGAAUCAUUUCUGUUGUUCUCUAAGAAUAUCAUUCAACAGUUCUUGGCGCAAAACGAAAGCACGAUGCUUUGUCAUCCUCACGCUGACCAACAGAUCGGUAUUUGGCUGCAGGACAUAAAGAUAAAACAGUAUUUUCACGACACACGAUUGUAUCAUCAUCCGCCAGCUUCCUAUGCACCGCAAUUCCAAAACGCCACAAACCUUUGUAGUUCAUAUUUGGGACUACAUGGAACAUACGCAAAUACGAUGUGGGCGUUUGGCAAAAAUGCAAACGAUAGCGCUAAAGACGUGUACGCAAUACCUCCAUUUUCAAGUUUUUGCCAAGCCACGACGUUUGAUUAUGGAAAGAUAUAUCCCCCAUACCAUUUUGAACCUAAACCUUGCAAAGACAAUCCAUCGUGGAACGUGGGAGAUAAAAUGUUUUCUGGUCGUGAACAUCACUAG
Molecule: messenger RNA, 1476 nt
Organism: Porites lobata
Lineage: Eukaryota; Metazoa; Cnidaria; Anthozoa; Scleractinia; Poritidae
Source: the annotation of a GenBank genome assembly